Messenger RNA from Telopea speciosissima, 566 nucleotides. RefSeq lists its product as uncharacterized. Bases 48 to 428 code for a protein of 126 amino acids. Lineage: Eukaryota; Viridiplantae; Streptophyta; Magnoliopsida; Proteales; Proteaceae. The record is from RefSeq and is a predicted model, not a curated record. The transcript is spliced from 2 exons.
AUAUACCUUUCCCGUUUGAAUCUCAACAAUCCAAAAAUAACUAAACCAUGGCCCAUUCAAUAAUCCCAUCACCAACCUCAUCAUCACCCAUCUCAAGUAGAGCUACUCACAAGACUCCUCCACCAUUGCUAGGGUUUCAGAGAAACCUUACUACUCAUCCUGGCUUCAUUCAAGCGGCCCUCCAUGAUAAAACAAUCACUAGAAGGGUCUUCGUUUGGGGCUUGACUGGUGCGGCAUUGGGCUUGAAUGCAGGACAACAAAGUGCAAACGCAGCAAAGCGGAGGCCACCACCUCCACCACCGGAGGAAAAGAAAGACCCUAAUGUAAGUGGUGUUCUGGCAAAGAUUCUUGCCAGCAAGAAGAGAAAAGAAGCCAUGAAAGAAUCUGUGGCUAAAUUAAGAGAGAGAGGGAAGACCAUUGAUGAAUAGCCCACCAGAAUAAGUUGCAGAUACGAAUUUGUUAGCGAGAUUUCAUGUCGAAACGGUAUGUAAAAUCCUUCUUCAAAAGGAGAAUAAAUUUGUAAUUUCCCAGUGACUAUUUUUAGUUUGAAAUGGAUUUUGAUUCAA